GAGAGAGAAUCACAGCGAGAGAGCGUGAGUGUGAGGGAGAGAGCGAGAGAGAGAGUGUGUGAGGUAGAGAGAGAAUCACAGAGAGAGAGAGUGUGAGGUAGAGAGAGUGUGAGAGAGACUCACAGAGAGAGAGUGUGAGGUAGAGAGAGAGUGUGAGUUAGAGAGAGAGUAUUUGUGGAUAUGUGCUAGCUGUGUGCGCUGCGCACAUAAACCGCGGAGUCUGCAUCGAGGGGAUCUCUGCCGAUUCAUCCCUCGCCCUCUGCCCGGACUCGUGCGCCCCUCGGCCCCCCGCUGCCGCGGCGCGCGGAGAGGCGCGCGGAGAGACGCGGCCGCCACGCGGACCCCCGACUCGAACCCUCGUGCGGUCGCUGCGCGGCCACGCGCCGUGAUUUACAUUCAUUCACAACACCGCCGCUGCUGCUGCUGUUGUUGGUGGUGGUGGUAGUGGUUGCGCACGUUUGUGGGACGUGGGUGCAACGCGUCUCGAAAACCCCCGCGUGCAGGAGACACUGGAGGACAGAACGGAUCCAUCUGUCCCUCCAGUCCACCACCACCAACACCACCACCACCAGCACCACUACCACCAGCACCACCAGCACCACCACCACCAGCACCACCACCAGCACCACCACCUCCACCACCAUCGCGCGUGGUAGCGCAACACGCGCGGGUCUUGGCGCGCCUCGUGAGGGUUCCGUCGAAGCGAGGAGACCUCAAGAGGAACUAAAAACAACGUCGCUGCUCACUGCCCGCUCCUCCUCCUCGUACUCGGCGCCUCGCGCCCCGUCUCCACCCCGGGCUGCUGUCGCGCUGCGGAGACUCCGAGCCGGAGCGGAGCGCCUCGCGCGUGGGACCCGCGGGAGCCGCUCCGCGUUGCGCGCCUUUCCUGAGGGAGGGAGGCGCCCCCCAUAGACCCCCCCCUGUCCCCCGCCUCCUCGGCACGACGCCACGAGCUUCAUCCAGCCCGGGGCGUCUCCACCUCACCAGCCUCUCGGCGUCUCCACCUCACCAGCCUCUCGGCGUCUCCACCUCACCAGUCACCAGCCUCUUGGCGUCUCCAGGAGUCUGGUUCGGUGCCGGGAUCCGCGUCCCCGCGGGGCUCCAUGCCGGGGACCGACCCCGAGCGCGGUUGUCGACCUGGGGUGUGAAAUAAGUUCAAAGUCCACACGUAGCAGUAGUCGUGUUGUUGUUGUUACCAUCAACCCUAACAACAACCAUCACCUACAUCAUCUCCAUCGUCGAUAUCACUACCAGCAGCAGCAGCACCACAACUACCAUCAGCACCACCACAACUACCAGCAGCAGCACCACAACUACCAGCAGCACCACCACAACUACCAGCAGCAGCACCACAACUACCAGCAGCACCACCACAACUACCAGCAGCAGCACCACCACAACUACCACCAGCGGCAGGGCGUCUCCAAUGCCACGCUGCACGCGCCAUGAGCGGCCCCGGCGCGGCCUCUGAGCUCCCUGCGCUGAGUCUCGCGGCGAACGGAACGCGGCCCGCGGCGCCAUGGAACCUCUCGGCGCCGGGGUCGUGGCCGGGGGCCGGGUUCGGGCCCGAGCUGGGGUCGGGGCUGGCCUCGGCCGAGGAGGAGGGGGACACGGGUCGUGCUGCGGCGAUCCCCCUGGAGCACAAUUACGCGGCGCUGACGCUGGGGGUGGCGCUCAUCGCGGUCAUCAUCCUGGGCAACGUCCUCGUGUGCCUGAGCGUGUUCACGGAGAAGGCGCUCAAGACGGCCACCAACUACUUCAUCGUGAGCCUCGCCGUGGCAGACCUCCUGCUCGCCGUACUCGUGCUGCCGCUCUACGUCUACGCAGAGUUUCUGGGGGGCACGUGGACCCUGAGCACGGCUCUGUGCGACGCGCUCAUGACGAUGGACGUGAUGCUGUGCACUGCCUCCAUCUUCAACUUGUGCGCGAUAAGUGUGGACAGGUAUAUCGCCGUGGUGGUGCCCUUCCAGUACAACCGCAGCCGCUUCGGCUGCCGCCAGCUGGUGCUCAUUGGCGCCACGUGGGUGCUGUCGCUCGGCGUCGCCAGCCCCGUCAUCUUCGGCCUCAACGACGUGGAGCGCCGCGACCCGGCCGUGUGCCGCCUGGAGAGCAGCAGCUUCGUGCUCUACUCGUCCGUGUGCUCCUUCUUCGUGCCCUGCCCCAUCAUGCUGGCGCUCUACUACUGGAUCCUGCGCGGACUCCGGCGGUGGCGCCGCUCUCGAAGGAGCCGGAGCCGGGCCGACGGUUCGGGCCGCGGCCCCCGCGAAGCGCGCAAGGCCGGGGCCGGGGCUGCGGCGGCACCGGCGGCACCGGCGGGGGGGGAGGCGCUGGGGAAUGGUCGAGGGAGGGCGCCCCCCCUGCAAGGGGACGCUGGGGGUAGAUUCGAGCAGCAGCAGCAGCAGCAGAAGGCGGGAUACCUCCCCGGCCCUGCCGCUGUCGCCUUCCUCCCUCGGGGGGCCCCGACGCCGAGCCCCCCGGCAGGAGGAGGAGGAGGAGAUGGGGUCUCGUGCGCGGCGGCGGGGCCCCCGAGUGUCGACAUCCCCCGAGCGGACGAUGAAGAGGAGGAGGAGGAGGAGCACCCGGAGGGACACAGCGGGGGUCCCUGCGGGGGGGGUCUGCCCCCCGCACAGGGACCCCGGCCGAGAAGGGGUCGGGGCGGGGAGCGGCCGUGCCGGGGCGGGCGGAGAAUGAGCGGCAGGGAGCAGAAGGCGAUGCGGGUGCUGCCCAUUGUAGUAGGAGUGUUCCUCGCCUGCUGGACGCCCUUCUUCGUGGUGCACGUGACGCACGCGCUCUGCGCAGAGUGCGGCGUCAGCGCGGCGCUCGUGAGCGUCGUCACGUGGCUCGGCUACGUGAACAGCGCCGUGAACCCCAUCAUCUACACGGCCUUCAACGCCGAGUUCCGCGGCGUCUUCCGCAAGGUGCUCUGCUGCCGCUCCGCCUCGUAGGGAGCCACGCGCCUCCACUCAGGGGGGGAGCCACGCGCCUCCACUCAGGGGGGGAGCCACGCGCCUCCACUCAGGGGGGGAGCCACGCGCCUCCACUCAGGGGCCCGGGGACCCGCGGAAGAAUGCCACGUGGGGACCCCCCCCCCCCCCCGACGGCGUCACCAUCCGCCGGCCCCUUGUGGGGAUUUUCUCUCGUGUGAGGUCCAGCGGCUCCCCCACUGGGCGGCUCUGGGUGUGUGCACAAACAACCACCCCACAAAGACAAAGAUCCCCCGUAUAGCCUUAACAGACUGGAGGGGCAAGUGCUGUUAACGGGCACCCUUGAAGGCCGGAACGGCACACGAGGGGGUAAGUGGCCAGUACCACGCCCGACCGCCUUUGUCUCCCCAGUGACAAUGUUUACACACUUCACCAGGUACUCAUUUGAUGCUUAAUUCGAUCUCGGGGAGGUCCAGAACCGGUUCAGAUAAUCGCCACUGGUAUUGGCCGUGAGCGGGAAUGGAACUCGGGUCGCCGGGUUUGUAGCGCAGCGUAGCGCUACCACCUACACUACCGCUCCCCACUCACCCAUCCACACACCCACACACGGACACACAUCCAUCCACACACCCACACACGGACACAACACCGCUUUCUCACCGUCACUCCAAGCACCUCGUCAUCCUCUCCACUCGUCUUUUGAAUCUUCUCCCAACGUUGCUGCGCUGAUUUAUAUCGAAAUCCGCUUCUGCUCUGAUCCUGAAUCAAGUGGCAGUCAGCGAGUGACUGAUUUGCAUAAUUUACUAUUUAUUGUUGUCGUCGUUAUUAACUUACAAUCCAUUGAUAUCGAGUCGGGGGCUAUAUGCUAUGUAGAGAAACUCGACCGCGGAGAAAACCCGGAUAGCGAAGCAAAGAAACUCCGGCGUGGAACGGAGAAACUUUGGCGUGGAAUAUUAAAAAAACUUCGGAAUGGAGUCGAGAAAACGUGGGAUGGACAUAGAACUCUGGCACGGAGCCGAUAUAUUCCAGCGACUGCCAACUGUAAACCCUGACAUGGGGCCAUUAAACUCUGGCAACCGGAGACCAGAAACUCCGGAAUGGAGCAGACAAACACCGUCGUGGAGCCGAGAAGCUCUGGCAUCAGGAGCUCCGCGGGAGUGGAGCUUCGGUAAUGUGGAGUCUCGGCUCCCACGGCCUCACCUCCCUUCACAAAGAGGAAGACUCCGCCCCCCCCCCCCCCAGCGACCCCUCUACCCCGCCAAGGCUGGAUCAACCCCACAGUUCACACACGUGGCCGGGGACGGUAACCCCCUUCACUGGAUCCCCUUUGGCCCCGGUGUGUGGAGGUGUCCCCGGGGGCCCCCUGGGGUCCGUGUGCGCUGCGGCUUUCGUGGUUUUGUCCUGUGCGGUGAGUGUCGAGAGAAUAAAAUUCACGGUGAUUGG
Lethenteron reissneri (Far Eastern brook lamprey) is the source of this 4367-nucleotide messenger RNA. RefSeq names its product D(4) dopamine receptor-like. Gene Ontology annotation, cellular component: plasma membrane. Lineage: Eukaryota; Metazoa; Chordata; Hyperoartia; Petromyzontiformes; Petromyzontidae. Gene Ontology annotation, molecular function: G protein-coupled receptor activity; dopamine neurotransmitter receptor activity, coupled via Gi/Go. The record is from RefSeq and is a predicted model, not a curated record. Gene Ontology annotation, biological process: phospholipase C-activating dopamine receptor signaling pathway; negative regulation of adenylate cyclase activity; negative regulation of synaptic transmission, glutamatergic.